Punica granatum (pomegranate) is the source of this 1958-nucleotide messenger RNA. The record is from RefSeq and is a predicted model, not a curated record. Lineage: Eukaryota; Viridiplantae; Streptophyta; Magnoliopsida; Myrtales; Lythraceae.
AGAUAAGAUAAAAAAAUGAUGUAUAUUCCAUAUAAUAUAUCCAGCUGCAAACGCUCCAAAGGGUUGGCCGUUCUGUUGUCUCCGCCACCACAGGAGAGCAACAGUAUGACUUCCGGCGCUGGCUCCGAUUCCAGCAGGCGAUUGAGGGCGUUUAAGCGGUGGAUGAAAUGGCAGUCGAUCGAAUGCAGCGACGCCCUCCAGCUCACCGACAGCCCUGAUCAGGGGAUCGCAGUGAGAGCCCGCUGCGACUUAAAGGAAGGGGAUGCGGUCGCCACCAUCCCCAAGACAGCUUGCCUCACCAUCAAGACAACCGGCGCCCAGGAGAUGAUUGAAGCCGCCGGUCUGGAGGGCUGCUUGGGGCUGUCUGUCGCCUUAAUGUUCGAGAGGAGCUUGGGCCAAGUGUCUCCCUGGGCUGGGUACCUCCAGCUCCUGCCUCCUCAGGAGCCCAUUCCCCUCACCUGGACUUCCCGAGAAGUCGACCUGCUUCUCCGCGGAACCGAGCUCCACAAGGCCGUGAAGGAGGACAAGGCUCUUAUUCGUGAGGACUGGAAGGAAUGUAUCCUGCCCCUGCUGGAUUCCUUCUCAGAGCUCAACCCCGGUUUCUUCGGGGUCAACCAGUAUCUGGCUGCUAGAAGUCUCAUUGCUUCUCGGUCCUUCGAGAUUGAUGACUAUCAUGGAUUUGGCAUGGUCCCAUUGGCAGACUUGUUUAAUCACAAGACUGCAGCCGAGGAUGUACACUUCACCUCACUAUCUUCUCAUAGUGAAUCUGAUAAUGAUGAUGUGGAUGAUGACCAAUUAACUAAUGUCUUUGAUGAGAAGGCAUUGGUUACAUCUCCCUCUGGUAACAAUUCCGAGAGCAAUAAUGAAGUUGAUCAUCCUCCUCCCUUGCCAGAUGAUUUCACUGUAUUAGGAAUGAUUAUGGUGAAAGAUGUCAGAGGAGGGAACGAGGUUUUCAAUACCUAUGGGUCUUUGGGUAAUGCAGCGUUACUUUACAGAUAUGGAUUUACCGAGGAAAACAACCCUUAUGACAUAGUGAAUAUUGACUUGGAACUGGUGCUUCAAUGGAGCUCUUCUUCAUUCUCAAAUCGACACACCAGAGCACGGGUGGCCUUGUGGAGGAGGUUAGGUUAUUCUGGAUGCGAAAGUCAGGACUCCGAGUACUUUGAGAUUUCAUUCAACGGGGAGCCUCAACUGGAGCUACUCAUUCUGUUAUACAUAAUAUUGUUGCCUGAGGAUGCUCAUCGAGUGUUGGAUCUUGCAGUUCCAACCAAAGGCAGUUACAGCUCAGGCAAGAUUUUGCCCCAUAGUGACACCUGUGUAGGGCAAAUAGCAUCGGAGAUGAGCAGGGAUUUAGUGCUGACAGAAAGUGUUUGUAAUGCACUUUUGUCACUUGCAUACGUCAGGGAGAGUCUGUAUGGUAUGAAUACGAUCGAAGAUGAUGUUGAAGCUCUGAGGAGGUGUUGUUGCAACCGAGAGAGAAAGUUGUAUCACUCUUUGAUGCUGCGAGUGAGUGAGAGGAGGAUCUUGGGGAAGCUCAGGAGUUAUGCUUCUUUUAGAGGUGUAUCAUUUGAAUGUGCAAAAGCCUCUGAAAGGAAAAAGUUGAAGAGGAAAUAAUCAUAAAGCUCAAGAAACUUCUGCUCUAUUUUCAUCUUCCUGUGCUGAUUCCAUCCAGAUUAUGCCACUAUACAGUAGGAGCUGAAGCUGAUCUUUGCAAGACUUGGGUGGGAGGAUGUAUUAGCUUGAGCCAAGUUGUGGUUCAUUUAUAUGGAUAACUCGGGUUCUUCUGGUUUGGCUGGAAAAAUAUUCCACAAGGGAUCAAUUUUGCUCUGAUUGAGUGCUGUACUUUUAUUGACUGAAAAAUUAAUGAUGGAACUGAAAGGGCAUGUAAUGGCAUUGCAUUUCAAAUAUUUGUGUUAUACCAUCCCAUCAUCAGGAUGUGAUUGAGUCGCCUUUCUCAA